Messenger RNA from Thermochaetoides thermophila DSM 1495, 2562 nucleotides. Its product is annotated as putative pyridoxal phosphate binding protein. Gene Ontology annotation, biological process: Mo-molybdopterin cofactor biosynthetic process. Bases 1 to 2562 code for a protein of 853 amino acids. The record is from RefSeq and is a predicted model, not a curated record. Lineage: Eukaryota; Fungi; Ascomycota; Sordariomycetes; Sordariales; Chaetomiaceae. Gene Ontology annotation, molecular function: pyridoxal phosphate binding; molybdenum ion binding; molybdenum cofactor sulfurtransferase activity. The transcript has a single exon.
AUGGGCCCAAACCCUCCGGCAGAGGGCUACAAUCCAUCCGUCGAACUCCUCCGUACAACCGAAUACCCUCAGCUGUCUAACGCCGUCUACCUUGACCAUGCCGGCACAACGCCCUACGCGCGGUCGUUGAUCGACCGCUUCGCCCGCGACAUGACGACUACCUCGAUGCUGGGCAAUCCGCAUUCGGCUUCAUCCUCAUCACAGCUGGCCACAGCGCGCAUUGAGGAUACCCGAGUGCGCGCCCUGCGUUUCUUCGGCGCUGACCCGGCCUUGUUCGACUUGGUGUUCGUCGCCAACGCAACCGCGGGGAUUCGGCUCGUCGCCGAUGCUCUGCGAUGCGACCCAUCUGGCGGGUUCGAUUACGUCUAUCACCUGGCGAGCCACACAAGUUUAGUAGGUGUCAGGGAGGAAGCAAAGCGGAGUGUAUGCGUGGACAGCGCGCAGGUUGAGGGUUGGCUGGACAAGGGAGCAUCUCCUUUCGAAGGUGAUAACUUGGAGGGAGAAGAGGAUCGGCCAAUUUUGUUUGCUUACCCAGCCCAAUCGAACAUGGACGGCAGGCGAUAUCCCCUCAGCUGGCCUGGGAGGUUCCGCAGGAGCCAGGAGGCUGCUAGGCGGAGAGCAUAUACCUUACUAGAUGCUGCCGCGCUAGUAUCUUCCUCGCCGUUAGAUCUUAGCGACGCCGAAACGGCCCCCGAUUUUACGGUGCUCAGCUUCUACAAGAUCUUUGGCUUCCCAGACCUGGGAGCCUUGAUCGUCCGGCGAGGGGAGGCCGAAGAAAUAUUCCAAUCGCGGAGGUACUUUGGUGGAGGUACAGUCGAUAUGGUUGUCUGCUUAAGGGAGCAAUGGCAUGCUCCAAAGACUCAGUUUGUACACGAACGGCUGGAGGAUGGAACGCUGCCGGUCCACAGCAUAAUAGCACUUGAUGCAGCAUUGGACGUACACCAACAGUUGUUUGGGUCGAUGGCCGGCGUUGCGGCGCACACAGCGUUUUUGACGAGAAGACUCUACCGCGGACUACAGACGUUGAGACAUUGCAACGGGGAACCUGUUUGCGUUCUCUAUUCGGCAGAUCCCGAUAAAAUGGAGAACGGACAGCGUAGCGGUCCUAUCAUUGCCUUCAAUAUCCGCAAUAGCAUUGGCGAUUGGGUUAGUCUUGCAGAGGUUGAGAAGCUUGCGACGUUGAAGGGGUUCCAUAUCCGUACCGGCGGUGUCUGCAAUCCGGGCGGUAUUGCAUCAGCCCUGGGACUCCAACCAUGGGAGAUGAAACAGAACUUCAGCGCAGGCUUCCGCUGCGGGACGGACAACGACAUCAUGGCUGGAAAACCCACAGGAGUGAUCCGGGCCAGCCUCGGUGCCAUGAGCACCAUCACUGAUGUAGAUAGUUUUGUGGCAUUUGUGGACGAGUUCUACCGUGAUGUGCGAGCACCGUCACCAACUCCUCUGACUAGACAGCUCGCUCCUCCAAGGGAAUCCCGACCGUCUCUCUAUAUCUACAGCCUCUCCAUCUUUCCAAUCAAGAGCUGCGCCAAGUUCGAGAUCCCGCCUGGGGUCGACUGGGAGGUAAGGCCAGAGGGUCUUGCCUGGGACCGGGAGUGGUGUCUGGUUCAUGAGGGUACUGGCCAGGCACUCAGUCAGAAGCGGUACCCGAAGAUGGCACUCAUCCGACCCCGUCUUGACUUGGAGCAAGGCUUGCUACGGGUUCGCUACACAGGAACACUGCCUGACAAAGUCCCCGAAGAGAUCAGCGUCCCAUUGUCCAAAAACCCUGCGCUAUUUCAGCGUCCUACGGCCUCACAAUUCAGACCGUCGCUCGUAUGUGGCGAAGAAAUUACCGCCCAAACGUACUCCAGUCCUGAGAUCAACAGCUUCUUCUCUGCCGUUCUCGAUGUACCCUGUCAGCUCGCACGCUUCCCGGCCGGCGGUCAAGGGAAGAGUAUGCGACACGCCAAAGCACAUCUGCAGAAGCACCAGCUCUCGGGCUCAUCCAGACCCAGCCAACCGUUAAUGACCGCCAAUAUGCCAGGGGCAUUCCCCGACGGACCGCCAUCUCCUCCCGACUCAGAUUCGGAGAAGAGGGUUCCCCGUGCAGGGCCAGCAGCACCUCGUCGCAUUCUGCUUUCCAACGAAAGCCCCAUCCUGGUCAUCACCCUACCCAGCGUGGACGCACUUAACCGGGAGAUUCAGUCGCGCACUUCUCAUGUCUCCUCGCCGAAAGAAAGCAAACCCAUUUCACCGGAUGUCUUCCGCGCCAACAUCGUCCUUGCCUCUUUUGAGCCAGAAGCAGUCCAGCCCUACGCCGAGGACUUGUGGGACUCGCUACAUAUCAUUGACAAGCGUGGCCGGGCACAUGCCUUUGACAUGCUGGGAGCGUGUCGUCGGUGCUUUAUGAUCUGCAUCGAUCAGGAUACCGCUGAGAAGAGGGAAGAGCCGUUUGUCACGCUCUCGAAAACGAGACGGUUCGAUGGAAAGGUGUUCUUUGGGGUGCAUAUGGGGCUUGCUGAGGGGGCAGAGGGAGUGCCAACGAUCAGGGUUGGGGAUACGGUUGCUCCUUCGUAUGACUGA